Passer domesticus (house sparrow) is the source of this 8483-nucleotide messenger RNA. RefSeq names its product secretory carrier-associated membrane protein 1-like. Gene Ontology annotation, biological process: protein transport. The record is from RefSeq and is a predicted model, not a curated record. Bases 4088 to 4474 code for a protein of 128 amino acids. The transcript has 9 exons. NCBI's taxonomy places the organism in Eukaryota, Metazoa, Chordata, Aves, Passeriformes, Passeridae. Gene Ontology annotation, cellular component: trans-Golgi network membrane; recycling endosome membrane.
GCAAGGGCUGGCCCAGUUCCAUUCCCUUCAUCCCCCUUCUCUGUCCAGGGCUCCUGCCCUACCUCAGCCUAGGCCUCAUGACUUCCCCUCCCCCACUCAGCCUGUGGCUGGGAAGGGGAGGUCUGAACUCUUUACUGACCGGAACAAAAGAGAGAGUUCCUCUGGUAGUUCUCUGCUUUUAACCUCCUGUGUUCUCAGAGGCAUGUCCAUGUCUUCAGUGGUUACACCAGGUGUGAAUAUUAAAAUCUGACCACUGAUUGGUUUGGCUAUAACUCCCCAAGAAAACUCACUUCCUUGUCAACCUAUGACACAUAUUUAAGAAAAAAUCAAAACAAAGUUUGGGGAGCAGUUUUAAUUCCAGCUAGAAAAAAGGAGGAGGUGAGAACAUGUGAGGGAAACAACCUGGAGAUACCAAGGUCAGUGGAGAAGGAAGGGGAGGAGGUGCUCCAGGUGCUGGAGUCAAGAUUCCUCUGCAGGCCAUAGUGGUGACCAUGGUGAAGCAGGUUGUCCCCCUGCAGCCCAUGGGAUCCACAGGGGAUGCAGAGAUCCACUCAGCUCAUGGAGGAGAUGCCCACACUGGAGUGGGUGGAUGCCUGGAGGAGGCUGUGGACCAGUGGGAGACCCAUGGACAGAGGGGGCCCUUCUCCCAGGCUGGGGCAGCCUGUCCUUAGAGGACUGCACCCUGUGCAAGUGACCCACACCACAGCAGUUUUGGGAGGACAGCUGCCUGUGUGAGAUUGGCACCAUGUCGAAAAGGUUUGUGGAGAACUGUCUCCCAUGGGAAGGACCCCCCCACAGUGCAGCAGGGGAAUGACUCCUCUCCCUGAGCAGCAGAAGAAAACCUUAGGUGACGAACUGACCAAAACCCUGUCUCCCUUUCCUGUCGGUGGGAAGGAGGGAGGGGUUGGGAGAAAAAGAAGUGUUUUUAAGGCCUUAUUUUACUUCUCAUUAUCCUCCUCUGAUUCUGUUAGUAAUAAAUUCACUUAAUAUCUCUAAGAGCCUGUUUUGCCCUUGAUGGUAAUUGAUGAGUGUUUUCUCCCAAUCCUUAACUCAUGAACCCUUCAUUAAAUUUUCUCUCUUCUGUCCAGUUGCAGAGGAGGGUGAGUGAGCAGCUUUCAUAGGUGCCUGGUGUCUGGCCAGUGCCAAAUCACGACAUGCUAUGUAGUGAUCCAAGGCAGGCUUGUCUGCAGUGAUCAUGAGAUGGUGGAAUUUGAGAUCCUCAGGGCAGUGAGGAGGGCAUGCAGCAAACUCACUGCCUUGGAUUUCAGGAAAUCAGACUUUGGCCUCUUCAAGGACCUACUUAGUAGAGUCCCAUGGGAUAUAGACCUGGCAGGCAGAGAGGCCCAAGAAUUCUGGCUGAUAGUCGAGGAUCGCUUCCUCCAGGCUCAGGAGUGACAUAUUCCAACAAGGAGGAAAUCAGGCAAAAAUUCCAGGAGUCCUCCAUGGAUGAAUAACGAGCUGCUGUGAGCAAACUCAGAGCAAAAAAAAAGAUUUCAGAAGGUAGAAAUGAGGACAGGUAGCCUGGGAGGAAUACAGGGAAAUUGUAUGGGAAGCUAAGGAUAAAGUCAGGGAAGCCAAGGCCCAGUUAGAAUUGAGUCUGGCCAGGGAUAUCAAGGGAUAACAGGAAGAGAUUUUAGAGGUAUGUUGCAAACAAAAAAAAAGACUAGGGAUAAUGUGGGCUCUCUCCAGAAGGAAACGGGAGGCCUGGCUGUCCUGGAUAAAGAGAAGGCUGAAGUUCUCAAUGACUUCUAUGCCUCAGUCUUCAGUGGCAAAUGGUCUAGUCAUGCUGCCCAAGUAAUGAAAGGCAAAUGCAGAGACUGGGAGAAGGAAGACCAUAAGCCAACUGGAGAAUCAGGUUCAAGACCAUCUAAGGAACCUGAAUAUGCACAAGUCCAUGGAACCUGAUGAGAUUCAUCCACAGGUCCUGAGGGAACUGGCAGAUGAAGUUGAUAAGCCACUAUCCAUCAUACUUGAGAAGUCAUGACUGUCAGGUGAAGUUCCCAAUGACUGGAAAAUGGGAAAUAUAACCCCCAUUUUUAAAAAGGGGAAAAUGGAAGACCUGGGGAACUACAGACCAGUCAAUCUCACCUCUGUGCCAGGUAAGAUCGUGGAGCACAAUCUCCUGGAGACUAUGCUAAGGCACAUGGAAAACAAAGAGGUGAUUGGUGACAACCAACAUAGCUUCACUAAGGGCAAAUCAUGCCUAACAAAUUUGGUGGCCGCCUAUGAUGGGGCUACAGUAUUGGUGGAUAGGCAAAGCAACUGACAUCAUCUACCUGGACUUGUGCAAAGCAUUUGAUGCAGUCCUGCAUGACAUCCUUGUCUCUAAACUGGAGAGACAUGGAUUUGAUGGAUGGACUACUCAGUGGAUAAAGAACUGGCUGGAUGGCCACAUGCUAAGAGUUCUGGUCAAUGGCUCAUUGUCCACAUGGACACCAGUGAUGAGUGGUGUCCCUCAGGGGUCAAUGUUGGGACUGAUACUGUUCAACAUCUUUGUUGGGGCCGUGGAUAGUGGGAUCGAGUGCACCCUCAACAAGUUCACUAAUGACACCAAGCUGUGUGGUGCAAUCAACACACUGGAGGGAAAGAAUGCCAUCCACAGGGACCUGGACAGGCUUGAGAGGUGGGUCUGUAGAAACAUCAUGAAGUACAACAAAGCAAAGUUCAAGUUCCUACACCUGGGUCAUGGUAAUCCCAAGCACAGAAUCAAAAAAUGGGUCAGGUUGGAAGAGACCAGUGGGCCAUCUGGUCUGACCUCCCUCCUCAAGCAGGGUCAUCCUAGAGUACACGACACAGGAUUGCACCCAGAUGGCUCUUGAAUAUCUCUGGUGAGGGAGACUCUAGAACCUCUCUGGGCAAUCUAUCCCUGUGCUCAGUCACCCACACAGUAAAGAAGUUCUUCUUAUCAUGUUCAGGUGGAUCUUUCUGUGUUCCAGUUUCUGCCCAUUGCCUCUUGUCCUAUUGGUUGGCACCACCAAGAAGAGCCUGGCUCCAUCCUCUUGACACCCUCCCUUCAGAUACUUAGAGACAUUGAUGAGGUCCCCUCUCAGUCAUUCCUUCUCGAGGCCGAACAGGCCCAUCUCCUUCAGUCUUUCAUCAUAAGAGAGGAGCUCCAUGUCUAUUGUACUGAGGAGCCUAGAACUGGACACAGCACUCCAGAUUAGGGCUCACCAAGGCUGAGUAGAGGGGCAAGAUCGCCUCCCUUGACCUGCUGGCAAUGCUCUUCCUAAUGCAUUCCAGGAUUCUGUUGGCCUUCUCGGCCACACUGUCGUGGGUCAUGGACAGUUUGCUGUCCACCAGGACCCCCAGGUCCUUCUCCACAGAACUGCUUUCCAGCAGGUCAGCCCCCACCCUGUACUGGUACCCAGGCUUGUUCCUCCCCAUGUACAGGACCCUGCACUUGCCUUUGUUGAAUUUCAGACAGUUCUUUUCUGCCCAUCUCUCCAAACUGUCAAAGUCCUUCUGAAGGGCUGCACAGCACACUGGGGUAUUGACGACUCCUCCUAGUUUUGUAUCAUCGGUGAACUUGAUGUCUGAAACAACACAUUGAAAUAGACAAAUAGGCUGUAUACUUAGCAUAACACAUGCUAAGGGUGCAUGUUAAAAGUAACAGCAGGAAACAAAAAAAAAAGUAUUAUUUAAUCUACUGUAUCAAUAACAUUCUUGUGAAUAUUUUCUACAUUAAAUUUUUAGAAACAUCUUAAUUUCACUGACAUGGUUGCAAGAAUUUAUUAAGCUAAGUUAUAACUGAACCCCCUUCCCUCCAAAUUAUUAUCACUUUGAAAUUACGGGGCUUUCAGGCAAAUAUAUGGGAAAAGAAAUACCAGUUCUUUACAUAUAUAUAUAUAUAUAUAUAUAUGUAUGUAUAACAAGGCAAACAAACAACCACAGUAGCAGCAACAAACAGAAAAGAAACCCAGAAACCCAACCACAGCCUUCUCUCAGCUGUCAGGCACAUUCCCCUUUGGUAUAGUUAUGGUCACAGCUGGCAGGGGCACUGGUGGCUCCCAGCUGGGCAGGGCAGGUGUGAUGAUUCCCUCGUGGCUGCAGAGGGCGCUGUGGCACAAGCUCAGCCGCCUCUCUGCACAUGGGUAAUGGAAGCUCAGUCAGCGGAAGAGAUAGAAUAAAGGGUUUCCUUUACAAACUGUCUGGGGCAAUCAAUUCUGGUGCUCCUCCGGAUGGCAGAAUGGGCUGUAGUAGGAACCUCGGAACAGCAGGCACCUUGGAGCAGCAGGCUGGAACAGCAGAGCCUCCUCCAGGAAAUGUGACAAUGACUCAUGUACCCAGUACCCAGCCAGCUAUAAUGAAACCAACAGAAGAAUCACCUGCUUACACACAAAUUUCAAAGGAGCAUGCCUUGGCCCAGGCAGAACUGCUAAAGCGUCAAGAAGAACUGGAAAGAAAAGCAGCUGAAUUAGAUCGCAAAGAAAGGGAAAUGCAGAGUGUCAAUCAGCAAGGGGGGAAAAAAAAAUAACUGUCCACCUCUUCCUGAGAAUUUUCCAGUAGGUCCGUGUUUCUACCAGGACUUUUCUGUAGACAUUCCUGUAGAAUUCCAGAAGACAGUAAAGAUUCUGUACUAUUUGUGGAUGUUCCAUACAGUGACACUGUUUCUUAAUAUCUUUGGAUGUUUGGCCUGGUUUUACAUUGAUGCUACACGAGGGGUUGAUUUUGCAUUGAGUAUCCUCUGGUUCUUGCUUUUUACCCCUUGUUCUUUUGUCUGCUGGUACAGACCACUUUAUGGAGCUUUCAGUUUGCUGUACAUGUACUUCAAGCUGCAGGAUUUCAAAGAUGGGGAAACUGUGGGUGGAUUUCGUCUCUUACUAGUCUUAAUAAGAGUAUCCCUGUUGGCAUUAUGAUGACAAUCAUAGCUGCACUUUUCACAGCAUCUGCUGUUAUUUCAUUAGUUAUGUUUAAAAAGUGCACUUAUUUCUGCAAACUAAAAUGGGGAAGGAUAGCUUUGAAUAAGAGAAGCUGGGAGGUGAGCCCACAAUUAAAGGGUGCAUGGUCUCUACCGCACUACUGGCGCUAGUUUUGAGAAAGCACAGCAGGAGUUUGCAACAGGAGUGAUGUCCAACAAAACUGUACAAACUGCUGCAGCCAAUGCGGCAUCAAGAGCAGCAACCAGUGCAGCUCAGAAUGUGUUCAAGGGCAACUGAAUUGAAUGUAGAGAAAUACAAAAAAAUCAUGACAGUUCUCUUCCAUUGUACUUUAUUUUCCAGUCACUUAUUAUAUUCCUUAAAAACAUAUAUCAGGAUACACAGCGCAUAGUUGUUUCUUCUGCAGCAGUGCACAGGUAAAAUGGGAAAUGUUUGUUUAUUUUAUAAUAAACUUGUUUAUUUUUGACAGAUAUCCAUUCUCUGUUGUAUGAUGCUUUUAUCCCCAAUCGUCUGUUCUGUUUAUGCUGAAUAAUAAGUUUUACACCUUUAAGACUUGUUCCAGAAAGUGAAGGGGGGAGAGAAGAAGUGUGCAGUUUGUUUUCAGACACUGCACUCACUCCUCCAUAUUCCUGCUCGUAGACUGUGCUGUCUGCAGAUGGACAGACAGCGAGACAGAGCUCUCCUUUGUUUUAGAUAGUUUUAGCUAGCUGAGGAAAAGAAGUUCCCUGGACUGUCGAUUUUUCCCCCCUUUUCUUUGGACCUGUUCAAACCUGCUCUGGACUGAACACCCAAAGAAGCACCAGCAGCUCGCACCUGUGGCCCACCGGGCUGGGCCUGGGCCAUGGCAUUUCUAGCACCGGAAGGACAAUAAGAGACUGAGUGAGCCAAGCUGCAACCCAAGGAGGGGACUUUUCUGAGUUUGUAAUCUCUUUUAGAGCAGAAAGAGGGUUUUAUUGUUUAAUAUUGUUUAGGUUUUAUUUAAUAAACAGUUUUUUCCACUUUUCUCCAAGGAGGUAUUUUUCCCGAACCAGUUAGGGGAGGGGCCAAUUGAAUCUGCUUUUCUAGAGGAACCCCUUUGGGGGUUCUCUCCCCAAUUUGUCCUGAACCAGGACAUCUGUGCUUAUUUAAAAUGUUGCAUUUUGGAAUAAUAAGCUUUCCUUAUUUAGGGAGGAUAAGUGAUUUCAACAACUGAAUGAGAAUGAAUUGUGGUAUAUAAUGAUCAAAUAUAAUAUAUUAAGAAUUUGGAGGGGUUUUUAGUGGUUCAUCUUGGUGGGUUUUUUUAAACUUCAGGAAAGGACAUUGGCUAAAUUGUUUUUCUUUGUAAGAACUGUUCCCUUUUUCUGCUAUAAAUGGGGUAGACUGAGAGAUGUAAAAGGUCUGGUUUGGCUAUGCUUUUGCAAUUUCAGCAGCUGCUGGAGGACAAACACAAGUAGUAUAGAUAUAAAUUAUUUUCUUGGGAUUGUUUAGGAUAAGUCUUUCCAUAUAGACCUGUAAUUUUGCAUGAAUACUGUAAUCUGUACUUGUUUAAAUAGUGUUUUGGUCCAGAAUUUGCCUGCACAAAGUUAUAUAAUUUGUUUGUAUCUAUUUUCAUGGGGUAUUCUCUACCUGUGAGAAAUUACUAUGACGCAGAAACAUUCUCUGUAAUAGAAUGUGCAAUGUACUGUAUAGUUUAAGGAAGUUAACUGAUGGUUUCAAUCACACAUCUAAAUUAUUAUAUAUUUUCUAUUUUUAAUUUCAGUAUUCAUGUCUUGGGGUAGUAAUUUUGUUGAAACAAAUAUUGACCUCUAGAACACUAGUUUCAUGCCACACUUCCCUCUUAAAUGCAGUGGUAUUUUUGUUGUGUUUGGGAUGUGUAGAUUUGUAUUUAACAGUGAUAGUAAAUCUCCUGCCUUAUCAGUCACAAUGUUUGCUGCUUGUCCAAAAAUCUAAAUAUACAGUAUUUAAUUUCCUAAAAUAAAGCUUUUUAAGCAAUGGCAUUUAACAGAUACAUGCUUUCAUUUUAAUUUAACUCAGCUAUUUCUGUGAUUUCUUUUAAGAUGGAAGGAAAAACAACUUUUAAACUUUUGAAUUAGAAAAGUGAGAAAUCUUCAUCUUUCACAAAGCUAAUUUUAGCUCAUUGAACUGGAGGCCUAAGAGGUUAAAUUGGUGCUGUGGAACUGAACAAUCCAUAAUGGUGCAUGCUAUCAAAAUAUUCUACAACUGAAUCAGGUCUCUAUGAAGUGAUGUUUCUUUCCUUUGAAGGCUAUUUGAUAUUCUUGGAUUGCCUCAUGAGUCUUAUGCACAAUACUUGGGCUUUUUUUUUAAACUGUUUUCAAAAAUUAAAACAGGAAGGGACCUCAUUCACAACCUUUAUAAGUACACACUGUAGAUUAAAUGAAUUCAGCUCUUAAGGUGUAUUACCUUUAGUAAAAGGUAAAAAUUCUGAGGCCCCUCCAUGUUCUGAAUGUGAACAGACUUUGAUUGAUCCUUUUUCACUGCAGUGUAUUUAUAAUAGCAUAAUAGUAUUGCAAAAAAAGAAAACCUGUUGCUUAAUCCCCUGAUCAGGACUGUACUGUUAGCAUGAAGUGCCUACUACUAUCCUUUCUUUUACCAGUUCCAUGAAAUCCAUCUUGAAUUUGGAUUAAUGCAGUAGUUUCACCUAUGCUGAAGUUUAUAUUAACGAAUAUACUUGUUUCUAAAUAUUCUCUGCAUCAUUAAGUUAAAAUUAAUUUAAAUAUUCUGUGUAAUAGGGGCUCUAAAAUUCUAUGCUAACACUAAACUUAAAUUUGGGUGGAAUGUUAUUAAACACUUUCCAGACAGAAGUCACAAUUUUCUGUUGAGAUCAAGCAUCACACCUCUAGCAGCUGUAUAUCAAAAUUGUUCUUUUCAUAAUAUUUUUUAUUUAACUUGAGGGUUGUAUCUAGGAACUCUACUAUGGAUUACUUUUGAGCUGAAUUUAAGAAAUUCUCUUGGAUAUCUUUUGGAUAUGAAUCCCAGGGACAUCAUCUUUGCAAUGUAAUUUAAGUUCUAAGAUUGCAUAAUAGCAUACAUUACCAGAAUAUAUUAAUAUAUUAUGAAAGAAUCAUUAGGAAUAAAACCUGAAUUUGACAGGUAUAUUCCCUCCUCCCCCUCAAAGUUUUUAACCUCCUAAUUGAAAUUCAAGGUUCAAUUACAUGUGAAUUAUUUAAACCAGAAAUCUCUGAUGCUUUGCAGCCCUAAAGGGAGGGAGAUGUUUGAGUUUACCUUUGACAACAGAAGGCUGAUAUUUGUUGGAAUAUUUUGUACCUAACUAAAACUAGAUUUUACAGUCUUAUUAAUUAAUCAGAGUAUGGUACCCACUUAAGUUGUCAUUUUGUCGUAUUGUGGCAAAUUGAGUUCAUAGUAUGAAGUUUAAACGCUAGAAUGUCUGUAGUCAUUGAUCUGUAAUUUAGGAGUUGGUUUCAUUUAUCUGGGGGGUGUUUGUAUAUUUUGUAAAUUACUAACAAUGCUCUGCCAUCCUAGUGAAUGUCAUAGUUCUCUUCAAAUGAACUUCUGUCCGUCUGUUGCAUGUCUGAGUAAUUCAGAAGCUUUGUAUAUUUAUUGUAUUAACCCAGUGUCAUAGAAUAAAAAAAGAUUUCUUUUUCUGAA